UGUGUGUGUGUGUGUUUCAACACUCCCGAGUCUGAACUUAUUGAGCCCAUCUGCUCGUGGUUUGAAAAAAUGUGCCAGGCUUGCAGCAUCCCGCGGACGUCAUGGCAACCUGUAGGGAGGCAGCAGGGGCGGUCCUGACUCUGUGUGCGUGCACGUGCGUGUGCGUGCACGUAUGCGUGUGUGUAAGUGUGUAAGUGUGUGUGCUCUCUGAUAUUUUUGUUGAAGUGUGUGUGCUAGUGGCUGAGCAGGACGAUCAUAAGGGGGGUGAGCAGUGCAGCAGCAACAGCAACACAGCGGCGGCGGCGGCGGCGGCGGCAUCCGAGGCGGGCGGGAGGCUGGUGGGAUGAUGCGUCUGUGCUGCCGAUUAGGCUGAUCAGAGCCGGAGCAACGAUGCAGUGACAGUCUACAGGAAGACACGGGCGCACACACACACACACACUCACACACUCACACACAACACACACACACACCACACACAUAGAGUGAGAGGGAGGGAGAGUGAACACACGAUUGCGCACGAGAAAUGAUCCGGUCUUAGACUAUGGCACCGUCGGGCUCGCGUAGUAUCAAGAAGGGCUGUCAGAGAGUUUUGUACUGGAUCCCGGUCCUCUUCAUCGCCCUCAUAGUGGCUUGGUCAUACUACGCCUAUGUUUUGCAGCUUUGCAUAGAGUCCGUCGAAGACACGGGUCAAAAGGUUGUAUACUUGCUGGUGUACCAUGUCAUUUUCAUCAUGUUUGUGUGGGCGUACUGGCAAACCAUCUUCACCAAGCCCAUGAACCCCCUGAAGGAGUUUCACCUGUCCUACUCUGACAAAGAGCUGCUGGAGCGUGAAGAUCGGGGAGAGUCUCAGCAGGAGAUCCUGAGGAGGAUAGCCAAGGACCUGCCCAUCUACACCCGAACCAACUCUGGAGCAAUCCGUUUCUGUGAUCGCUGCCAGCUGCUGAAGCCUGAUCGAUGUCACCAUUGUUCAGUCUGCGAUAAAUGCAUCCUGAAGAUGGAUCACCACUGCCCGUGGGUGAACAACUGUGUGGGAUUCUCCAACUACAAGUUUUUCAUGCUGUUCUUGGCAUAUUCGCUACUCUACUGCCUUUUUAUAACUGCUACAGAUCUUCAAUACUUCAUUAAAUUUUGGACGAACGGACUUCCAGACACGCAGGCCAAGUUCCACAUCCUGUUCCUCUUCUUCUCGGCUUCCAUGUUUUCAGUCAGCCUAGCUUCACUUUUCAUUUAUCACUGCUGGCUUGUCUGCAAGAACAGAUCCACUCUGGAGGCCGUGCGUUCUCCAGUGUUUCGCCACGGCACAGAUAAGAACGGCUUCAGUCUGGGCUUCAGUAAGAACUUCCGCCAGGUCUUUGGUGACGAAGCCAAAUACUGGCCUAUUCCUGUUUUCUCCAGUUUAGGGGACGGUUGCUCGUUUCCAACCUGUCUGGUGAAUGUGGACCCUGAGCAGCCGUCAUCGCCCACCGGCUCCAACCCUGCCAACAAGGGUGCAGCAGAGGGGCGACAGUUCCCCUCCAAGCCGCUGAGGGAGUCUCAGAGCCGGCUGCUCAUCAGCACCCCUUCCUGGUCAGAGAGUGACAGUGCAACAGACAAAGACAAGAAGGGUGCCAGUAACCCGGGGAUGACCAUAGAAAAUGAGGCCUAACCAAAGUUAGAGAUAGAGGUGACGCCUUCAACCCAGAAAAGUCUGUGCUGCCCCCUCCUCUGUGUUUGUGCCUAUCAGAACGUGACGUGGCGGUGACAUCAUCCGUAUUUGUUGUUUCCCAUACUGCACCCUGCUUUCCGAGAGGUUUACAUGACUGAUGCGAACCACGGGAAAAAAAAAGACAAAAGUAUCAACAUCUAUCACCAUCAGUUAUUACUGUUACUGUUACGGGGGGCAACAAUUUCUUCUGCUAUCUGGAAGCAUUUUGGAACAAGUGGACUGAAACUGAAUUGAAAAAGUGCAUUCCAGCUAUCAUCCUUCCUUUUUGUUUGUGUAUGAAGAAGCACAGCAGCGAUGAUGGAAGAUGUUUUUCUUUUUUCCACUUUGUACAUUAGAUUAGCUGCUUUUGUAUGUCACAGUAGACACGUUCAUUUGUUUUACUCUCAUAGCUUAGCACAUGAAGUGAAGCUGUUAUAAGUUUGCCAAAUGUUUGCACAUUAAGUAGAGAUUAGUCGUGAUGUUAAUGUGAUGUAACUGAUAUUAAUUUAGCCAUUUUUUUCUCCCUGUGAAGUCACUUCUUCUUUUUUUAAAUUUUUUUGGAGGAGGGGUGAAAGUUUUCCACCCACCAUGUUGAGUGUUGUGGAAGUUCAAAACGAUGCAUGCUCUCAUCUCAGGAUGUCAACACAAACCUUGUUGUAGUGAACUGUACCACAAGAUGUUCUCCCCUUUGCUUGAAACAAACAAACAAACAAACAAAAAAAGAAAGAAAAAAGAAACCAGCGUAUUGAUUAGUAAUCCGAAUAAGGGCUCUUUUGACUCGUUAUAGCAUGAGUGGGGAUGCUGCUGUCACACCUGAGAGCUGGUGCUGCGACAGCGUGCGUCCCCUCCCUCUGCCAAAUAUCUAAACUGCUGUCUGGUAGCCUACAGUACAUGUCAAACUGCCGGCCC
Larimichthys crocea (large yellow croaker) is the source of this 2593-nucleotide messenger RNA. It is a transcript of the gene zdhhc2, whose product is annotated as zDHHC palmitoyltransferase 2. Bases 542 to 1645 code for a protein of 367 amino acids. NCBI's taxonomy places the organism in Eukaryota, Metazoa, Chordata, Actinopteri, Sciaenidae. The transcript is spliced from 13 exons. The record is from RefSeq and is a predicted model, not a curated record. Gene Ontology annotation, molecular function: palmitoyltransferase activity.